AGAAGCUAAAUACGACCGUUUCUUUGCAGGUGCAAAAAUCAGUUCACUGGAGGAUAAACAUAAGAAAAUGGAAAUCAAACGUAAACAAUUGAUCAAACGGCGGAACGUAGAAUAUGUGCUCCAGUACGGCAACGUGACGCCCUUCUUGUGGUACAAGGGCAAGUACCGGUGCUUCUACUGCACCGAGCCCAUGAAGAACCCGGAAAUUUUGCGCGAGCAUACCGCUAAAGUCCAUCAAUUCGCCAACCUCGAGCUGGCAGUCUUCGACAGAACUAAAGACAACAGAAACAAAGAUGCGGCGAUCAAAAUAGAUGUCACCGGCAUCUCAUGCAAACUCUGCCCCCAACCAGUUCCAGACCUGGAACAACUGAUCUCCCAUCUCAUAAUCGGUCAUGAUGCCGAGUACGAUGUUAGCGUCCCUAACUGCCUGCUGCCCUUCCAACUGGACAAGGACAACCCCACUUGUCCAACUUGCAAUAUGAAGUUCGUCUUUUUCGAAUACUUAUUACGCCACGCCAAUAAGUACCACUUAUCCCAUGAGUACAUUUGUGAUGUGUGCGGCACCAGCUUCCAGGGGGAGAAUCAUUUAAAGAUGCACCAUAGAUACUACCAUAGGGAAGGAGGGUAUACCUGCGACUAUUGCGACGUCAGCUUAACAACUCUCUCUAAAAAGAUUAUUCACGAGAAAAACGUCCAUAUGGUCAAUUUGCUGAAAUGUCCUCAUUGUCCGGAAACUUUCAAAAGUCCUUAUUUUAAGAAGUUGCAUUUAGCCAACGUGCAUGGUGUGGAAGAGUUGAAGAUAAAGUGCCAAUAUUGUCCUAAAGUAUUUCCACAGGAGAGCAUCAUGUCCCGGCAUAUGAGGAGAGUUCAUUUAAGAGAAAGAAACGUGGAAUGUGAAGUUUGCGGCGAAAAGUUCUUCGGUCCCUACGACGUGAAGCUUCAUAUGCUGAAACAUAGCGGGGAGAAGGCUUUCAUCUGCUCCGUGUGUGGAAAGAAAUUCUCUAAAAAGAGCAAUUUAAACUCCCACUCUGCUAUGCAUACUGGCAAAAAAGCUUACACCUGCAAUAUAUGCAACAAAGCCUUUGCGUAUCACACCAAUCUUACCAUGCACAUGAAGAGCAUGCAUCAGAACAUCGAGCUCAAGGAAGAUCACAUCACAGAAGAGUUAAUCACAGAAGAUCAGAGCACGGAAGUUGUGGAAGUGUAUGCACAUACACAGGAGUUUAUACACGAUGACUUAGAAGGCGCUGAAGUAGUCGGGACGUAUGUCGUCCAAUAAUCGAUCAAAUCAUGGUUUCGGAUGAUUUUUGUUGCUAUGGUGUAGUAUUUAGUAGCUACCUAUUUAUAUUUAAUAAAUAUCGCUUCUAAAAGUA
Molecule: messenger RNA, 1373 nt
Organism: Cydia fagiglandana
Lineage: Eukaryota; Metazoa; Arthropoda; Insecta; Lepidoptera; Tortricidae
Product: zinc finger protein 85-like
Exons: 1
Coding region: 68-1279 (403 amino acids)
Biological process (GO): regulation of transcription by RNA polymerase II
Cellular component (GO): nucleus
Molecular function (GO): DNA-binding transcription factor activity, RNA polymerase II-specific; RNA polymerase II transcription regulatory region sequence-specific DNA binding
Source: RefSeq, a predicted model, not a curated record